Molecule: messenger RNA, 990 nt
Organism: Leishmania mexicana MHOM/GT/2001/U1103
Lineage: Eukaryota; Euglenozoa; Kinetoplastea; Trypanosomatida; Trypanosomatidae
Exons: 1
Coding region: 1-990 (329 amino acids)
Source: RefSeq, a predicted model, not a curated record
AUGUCAGUUCAUUUGGCUGAGGAGCACAGCGUUCAGGUGCCCGCUACACAGCUGCAGUCCCACGAACAGGAGGCACAGCAGCAGCCCGAACCCGAUGCAUCAAGCGUCCCGACGGAGAGGCGCACCGACCAAACCGCCUCGCUGUCACCGGCGGCAAAACGCCACCGCCUUGAGAAGCAGGAAUCAAAAGAAGUGACAGAAGACGCGACGCGCGUGAUCGAUUAUGGGGAGGACGCAGACCUCGAAAAUGCUGCUCGUGUCUCGGCGACGGUUGCGCUCCAAGACGACCUCGGCAGCCCCGUGGACGCGCUUGUCGGCGGGGCUGUCGGCAGCGUUGAUGUGUCCGGCAGCACCCUUUCUGUUGAGGCUGAUGUGACAGGCGUGAGUGACGAGACGCUUGCGGGGUCGGACCGCGCCACUGGUCCGGCAUGCGCAGAGAAGGGCGCAGUCACGCCCUCAGUGCGCGAGCCGGAGAUGUUGAGCCACACGCAGCCCCCGCAAGCGAUGCUUCACGCAGAGUGCGAAGAUACACCGGCGCAGUCUUUGCCAAUGGAAGACGGCAAUGCAGCAGCGCCUCCGGUUUGCCUGAGCAUAGAUGAAGAGGAGGCGGUCGCAUCGCCGCCCUCUGCGCUCGCAGUAACCCUCGCGCACUUAUCACAGGCUGAGGAGAGGACUGCGAGCGGCGUCACUGCGCUCAACUCCGACACUAUCGACGGCAAUAGUGCUCCCCGCUGCCACGCUGAGGGAGGGGUGAGCAGCGCCACCGAGACCGAGCACACCGCUGGUACCGUGACGACGACUGAGAUUCCUUCGCCGAUCCCAGAGGACGGUGAGGACGGCUGUUUACCACCCUCACGCCUUUCCGAGGCGGCUACACCGCUGCCGUCAGUGCCCGCCGUCGACGAGCGCCCCAAGGCGGCAGGCAAGCAUCUCACGUUUGCUGGCGACGCGUCGCCACAGUUGUCGAUGAUGCGGUCCUCGCCGGCAUGA